AUGAAAAGUUUUGAGGUUCUCUUGCUUAUGUUCCUAUGCAUACAAACCACCAUCUCUAGUGUUAGUAGUACAAACACAGCAGUGGUUUGUAGUAAGGCAGAGAAACAAGCCCUUCUCAGCUUUAAGAAGGGUCUUAAAGAUCCAACAAAUUGGCUCUCAUCUUGGAUUGGUGAAGACUGUUGCACAUGGAAAGGAGUUAGUUGCAAUAACAGAACAGGACAUGUUGUCAAAGCAGGACCACCAUUCUGUUCUGUUGGGGCCUCUGUACCAUACCUUGACAUGAGUGGAAUUAAUCUCAGUAACUCAACUGAUUACCUACAGGUAUUGAAUAAGCUUCCUUCUUUAAGGGAUUUAUUCUUAUCAUCUUGUGAGCUUAAUCCAAUUCAUGAUCUUCCUGCUCAACUUGUUAACUUUUCAUCACUCACCAUCAUUGACCUUUUGGAAAACAAUUUCAAUUCAUUAGCUCCUGACUGGUUGUUCAGUAUUCCGAGCCUCGUUUCGCUUGAAUUGAGCUGGAAUUCUUUUUAUGGUCCAAUACCUGUUGGUCUUCAGAACAUGACUUCGCUGAAGAUCCUAGACCUCUCAGAAAACAAUUUUAAUUCUACCAUACCUGAUUGGUUGUAUAAUUUGAGAAGUCUUGUAACCCUUGACAUCUCUGAUAACAAUUUGAGAGGUUCAAUUACAAGUGUGGUUGGUAACCUAACUUCAAUUACAAGGCUCUAUCUUUGGGGCAAUGAGCUUGAAGAAAGUUUUGGAAAUCUUUCACAACUUGGGGAAUUAUACAUCUCUCAUAAUUCCUUGGAAGGUGAGGUGUCUGAGGUUCACUUUGCCAAUCUCACUAGAUUGAAAGCAUUCUAUGCAUCUUCAACUUCAUUGAUUUUGAAAGUUAGCUCUGAUUGGAUUCCUCCUUUCCAACUUCAAGACAUACAAAUGAGAUCAUGGCAUGUAGGACCUCAGUUUCCAGGAUGGCUUCAAACUCAGAAGAGCAUCUCUUACCUAGAUUUAUCUUCCACGGGAAUUUCUGAUGAAAUUCCAACUUGGUUUUGA
This is a messenger RNA of Macadamia integrifolia, 1047 nucleotides long. RefSeq names its product receptor-like protein EIX2. Bases 1 to 1047 code for a protein of 348 amino acids. The record is from RefSeq and is a predicted model, not a curated record. Lineage: Eukaryota; Viridiplantae; Streptophyta; Magnoliopsida; Proteales; Proteaceae. The transcript is spliced from 3 exons. Gene Ontology annotation, molecular function: protein binding.